Molecule: messenger RNA, 2549 nt
Organism: Amphibalanus amphitrite
Lineage: Eukaryota; Metazoa; Arthropoda; Thecostraca; Balanomorpha; Balanidae
Exons: 8
Coding region: 240-1652 (470 amino acids)
Cellular component (GO): nucleus
Source: RefSeq, a predicted model, not a curated record
GGCAACACGGAGUGGAAAUCUACGUGGGGGACGGGCCGAUCGCUAGGGAGGGGAACUUUGGCAAUUACUUUUCAUCGCUAAAUUCUGUGCAAUAUUGUUGUUUGUCUAGUCACCAGUGUCAUAUACUCCUGUACACUUCAAAUUGUAUAUAAUUUCCGUGAGUGCGUUCAAAAUGAGCUUGUGCACCGGAGCCAGUUGCUAAGGGGCAUUCUGAAGACCGAUAUCGAACCGAGUGGAUUAUGGCAGUUUUCCUGGUAAAUGUUUGUAAAUUCAAUGGUUGCGGGCUUACGUAUCCAUCGCUGGGUGAUUUGAUACAACACAUCGAGGAAACGCACAUAGACUAUGACCCGUUCAGCGAGGAGCAGCAGGAGCGGCAGCAGCCGUCGUGCAUCCCUCUCAGCUCCGCGCUCCGGUUCUACACCAACCUCCCGUCGAGGAAGCCGGCCGCCGCCGCCGCUGCCAAGACGGCUCCUGCGGCCGGUGCCGGCUCUCACGGGCCAAACCACGGACAGCAGACGGGCGGUGGUGGAACGGCCGGGUCCGCCGGCCUGCCCACCCUCGGCCGAGCGAGCUCCACUGGCAGCGCGUCACCCUCCGUGGCGAGCGAGGAGCCAGAGUACGACAUUAUGACAGACUCGGAGGAUAGCAACGACUCUUGGACCACUCAGGAAGAAUUCUCGGCCGAGUUCAUCAUGCGAUACGGCUCAAAGAUGACAAAUCCCAAUGCAAAUGAAGAGAAGCCAUACUCUUGCCCAGUACCUGGUUGUAAAAAGCGUUACAAGAACGUUAAUGGUAUCAAGUACCAUGCCAAGAAUGGUCACAAGAAGGAUGCAAAAAUACGGAAGGCGUUCAAGUGCCACUGCGGGAAGAGCUACAAGACGGGCCAGGGCCUGAAGAACCACGCGGUGAUAAACCACGCUGGCACUCCGCUGACUACAAUCACCACUUCGAUGGGAGAGGUGCUACAGAUUCCCACCAGCCAGGUGACGACACUGCAGCCAGUGCGGGUCAGCCUCUCGGCCCUGAUGGGCGGCCACGCGAUGCCCGUGAAGACGGUGGCGGCGCGACACCUUCUCACCACUUCGUUCAAGGACACACUGCGGCGCACGGUGGAGUCAGCUGUCAGGGAUGACGAGCGCGGACAGUCGAUCACGCUGACCGGCGUAUCACGGGCAAACACCAUACAGGUGGCCGUGCCGGCGUCGGGCAUCAUCCCUCUGAGCGGGGACAAGGAGCUGACGGCAGUGCCUGUCUCGCGUCUGCUGGCGCAGGGACUGGGCGGCAGCAUAAAGCUGGCACAGCUCGGCACGGCCGCCGGUCACCUGCGCACCACGGCUGCCGACGCCACGCCCGCCACCACCGCCACUGCAGUCGUAAAGGUAGAGCAGACGGUGGUGAGGAAGACGUCCAGCUGGGACUCUGUCUCAGUCAGCGCCGCGCCCACGGCCGUCUCCGUGUCGUGCGGCGGCGGCGACGUGACGCGGCCGGUGACGCCGCCCGGUCAGCAGUUGCGCGCCGCGCUGCCGCCCACGCCGCUGACGCCCGGCUGGCAGGGCCCGCCGUUCCCGGACAGCGUCAUCGAGGACGAGCUGCCGCCCACGCCGGCCUCGCUGCUGGACGGCGGCGCCGAGCCACUGGCCGGCCCGGCGUGAGCCCGGUGAGAGCGGCCCGCCCGGCCGGCGGCCAGCAUCCACAUUAGUCCAAUAGUGCGUGUCCCGGCGGGUGGACGGGCCCGGCCGGAUAGGGACGGCGGCUGCUGGCUGCAGGACUGCGGCUGCGGCACUGCUGCGGCGGCUGCUAUGGCUCAGCUGCUGCGGUACUGCUGCGGCGGCUGCUGCGGCGGCUGCUGUGGUACUGCUGCGGUACUGCUGCGGUACUGCUGCGGCUACUGUGGCUGCUGCUAUGGCACUGCUGUGGCUGCGGCUGCGGCGGCUGCUGUGGUUACUGCUGCGGCGGCUGCUGCUAAGGCGACUGCUGUGGCUUGCCCGCAGUGUCCUCCGGCCGACCGCCCGACCGCCCGCCUGUCUGUUUGUCCGUGUAUGUGAGCGUGUGUGUCGUGCGCGCCUGACAGUGUGUGUCGUCUCGGCGUAUCGAUGAAGAUAUUAGCGGCCCUCGGGCUGACGCCGCGCCCGCGUCGUGUCACCGUGCUGCUCUAAUGUAAACUCACGAUCCGGCCCGCAGCCGCCGCCGCCGCGGCCGGGCCCGGCGGCACUGCUGCCGUUCAGGGAGUCGCCGCCGCCGCGGCCGCAAUAAGUUCCCGCCGCCCCGUGCGGUCGGGCGUCGUGUCAUGCGUGUUCUAAAGUACGCUUAUCGGUGGUGCCAGGUGCUGAUGCGGGCCGGCCGGCGGCCGCUGGGGGGCGGCCGGCGCGCCGCUGGCCCCUGUUGGCUGGCCAGCCCACUAUCGUUGUCAAUGAUUCAUCCUGACAGGGUUGCCAGUGAACAUUUUAUAGAUCAUCCUUUCAUAGUGUCAGUAGUAUGUAUUUGGUGCGCGUGUGAAACUGUGUACAAUGUGGCGAAUAAAGCAGCAGCCCCUCGGGGCCAGAGGAAUA